AUGGCGGAGGCGCGGAGCGGCGCAGGUGCAUUGAAUUUCCAUCCUGAUGCUGCUGAUUCCAUUCCAGGAGAAAGACAACCCACAGAUAUAAACUGGGUAAAUAAAGAUAGGAAAGACUCUAACAGUAAUCAGAAUAGAAGUAAUUUACCAUUUCCUAGUCUAUCUUCUGAAAGAGGUACAGAUUAUGAAAACUCUUCCACAAAGCAGCAUGGCUUUUGUAAUCCAGAAAGUCAGUAUGGGAAUUCUGAAGACUUCCACCAAUAUUUUGGUACCAGUAAAAGUUUGAAGAAUCGCAACUUGCAAAGCCAGAGAUGGCACAGAUCAAGAAACGAUAGCACAUGUACUAGAAGUAAGAUAAGGCAAAGUACUGCUGAUGCUGCUGCAGGUCCAGGAAUUUCGGAUGCUGCAAUAGUACCUGGGAGAAGAGCACCUCCUAGAGGAUACAAUGACUUCCUCUCCUCAGAGAGUGACAGGGAGGUACCUAAUGCAGAUAGCAGAGGAGCAAAGCCAAAGAAAACACAUCUGAUGCAUGCAUCUGGAAGAGGCUUCAGGGAGAAGGGAAAGCAAGUACAUGACCGGGAAAAGAGAAUGAGCUCUAAACAGAAAGUAGAGCUGUUUGAAAAUGUUCCAUCUUUGGAUUUGACUCAGUCUGACUCUUCAGAAUCAUCUGUUGGAAAGGCAUACUGUGAUGCACCUGUUGGUAGUGGGGAUGAGCAGAAAGGCUACGAUUAUGUAAACAAAAGAUAUCCUCGGAAGCCUGUGUGGAAUAAACCCCCGGUAGAAAAGGAGUGUCAGAAAAGACAUGAUUCUCACCGUAGUAAAAAUACAAAAGUAGGUAAGAAGCCUUCUCUUGCAUAUACUCCAAAAGAUAAAAAUGAGAGGAAGAAAGAGCUCUCUGUUCACAAAAACGAUGAAAACUUCACCAGUGAAAUCAGGCAUCAAUUGUCUGAUUCUGUCAGAUGUAAUGGAAGAAAGUUCCUGCUAAAGGGGGAUCAAGCACCUGCACUUCAUUUCAGCUGGACCCAGUACUGGAAAAAGCAAAGUGAUGUACCAAAAAACAAAGAAACUCAUACCGGGUCGUUGAUUGAACAGCUGACCACAGAGAAGUAUGAGUGCAUGGUAUGCUGUGAGGUGGUCCGAAUAGUAGCCCCAGUGUGGAGCUGUCAGAAUUGUUACCAUGUAUUCCACCUCAAUUGCAUUAAGAAGUGGGCACGAUCACCAGCUUCACAAGCUGAAGAUGGUAAUAGUGGUUGGAGGUGUCCAGCUUGUCAGAAUGCUUCUACGCAAGUUCCUAAAACUUACACUUGUUUCUGUGGUAAGGUGCACAAUCCUGAAUGGAAUAGAAAUGAAAUCCCACAUAGCUGUGGGGAACUUUGUGGAAAGAAGAGACAGUGUUUGGACUGUCCACAUCUUUGUAACAUCCUGUGCCAUCCAGGACCUUGCCCUUCAUGCCCAGCCUUUGUGACAAAAACAUGCGAAUGUGGACAAACAAGUCAUUCAGUUCGCUGUGGCCAAUCGACAAAAAUUCAUUGUUCUAAUGUAUGUGGAAAUACUUUAAACUGUGGUAAGCACAGCUGUACUCAAGUGUGCCAUGCAGGAAAAUGUUCACCUUGCCAAUUAACAGUACAGCAAGUGUGUUACUGUGGAAGCAACUUUAAAGAAGUAUUGUGUGGGACAAAGGAAGAAUUCUCUGAUGGAUUUGGGAAUUUCUCAUGUCAGAAUAUAUGUGGCAAAAAAUUAAAUUGUGGGAGACACAACUGUAUGCAAGUAUGCCAUCCUCAGCCUUGCCAGCUCUGUCCACGACUGCCACAAGUAGUGUAUCGCUGUCCCUGUGGUCAGACUCCUCUCAGCAAGUUACUGGAACUAGGAUGUGUUGAACGUAAAAUAUGCACAGACCCUAUCCCGUCGUGUGGAAAAACAUGUGGCAAACCUCUUUCUUGUGGUAGCUAUGAAUUCAUUCAUACAUGUGAAAGCCUUUGCCAUGAAGGAGACUGUAGACCGUGUUCUCACACAUCAAAUAUUUAUUGUAGGUGUGGCUUCAAAAAAAAGGAAGUCCCAUGUGCUCUCCUCAGAAAUAAAGCUGCUAUUACAUUCAUGUGUGACAAGCGAUGCAACAAGAAAAGAUCAUGUGGACGACACAAGUGUAAUGAAGUUUGCUGUGUGGACACAGAACAUAAGUGUUCUUUGGUUUGUGGUCGUAAACUCAACUGUGGGCUUCAUAGAUGUGAAGAACCCUGUCAUCGGGGCAGUUGUCAAACAUGCUGGCAAACAAGUUUUGACGAGUUAACUUGUUAUUGUGGUGAAUCCGUGAUUUACCCCCCUGUCCCCUGUGGCACUCAACCACCGGAGUGUAAGAAAACAUGCACCAGGCCACAUGACUGUGAUCAUCCAGUGUACCAUUCAUGUCAUAGUGAGGAGAAAUGUCCACCCUGUACCUAUCUCACUCAGAAAUGGUGUAUGGGCAAGCAUGAACUGCGGAGUAAUAUUCCUUGUCAUCUCACUGACAUUUCCUGCGGACUUCGCUGCAAUCAAAUGUUAAAAUGUGGAAUGCACAAAUGUAAAAGAAUCUGUCAUAAAGGAGAAUGUCUUAUAGAUGAAGAGUGUAAACAGCCAUGUAUUAUUCCAAGGCUAUAUUGUAAUCAUCCCUGUAUGGCUCCAUGUCAUCCUUCUUCACCCUGCCCGACAACAUCCUGCUGUGCAAAGGUUGAUCUUCAAUGUGAAUGUGGAAGAAGAAAGGAGAGUAUGAUUUGCUCAGAAGCAUCUAAUACAUAUCAAAGAAUAGCUGCUAUAUCUAUAGCCACUAAGUUAACAGAUCUACAGCUUGGGGAUUCAGUGGAAAUUAGUAGGCUUAUUACGAAAAAAGAAAUGAAGCAGGCCAGGUUGCAAUGUGAUGAAGAAUGCUUAGCUCUCCAGAGGAACAGGCGUCUUGCUGAGGCUCUUGAAAUAGAUGAUAAUUCUGAUCCUUUUAACAUCCGUUCUUCUGGACCAAAGUACAGUGACCUUUUAAAAGAAGAUGCAAGGAAGGAUUUAAAAUUUGUCAGUGACAUUGAGAAGGAAAUGAGAAUGCUUGUGGAAGCUGUGAAUAAGGGCAAGCAUACAAAGAAGAGCCAUUGUUACCCGCCAAUGAACAGAGAUCACCGCAGAAUCAUCCAUGAAUUAGCUCAGGUUUAUGGCAUUGAAAGUGUGAGCUAUGACAACGAACCAAAGCGUAAUGUUGUUAUCACUGCAGUGAAAGGGAAAUCCAUUUGUCCAAGCAAUACCUUAACUUCUGUGCUAGAUAAAGAAAUGCAGAGCAGGCCUCCACCUCCUAUUCCUCAUUACAAACAAACAGAUAAGAGCAGUGGAAACAGUGGUUUAUCCAAACCAUUAAAAGAAGAGCCAGUAAUUGACUACUUUGAUGUCCAGGACUGAAGUGAUUGAUGUAGAAUUAUGAUACAGAAGCUUAGAGGUGAAGAUACUAAGUUAUUGUGUGAGGCACUUUUUGGUUAUCUGUCAAAUGAUCAGUUGUUCAGCAUAUUCAUGGUUUAACAUCUAAAGUUAGAUUGAUUGUGAUACUUUAAAAAGUUAUGCAUUUUUACAGUUUACGUAACUGCAAAAUACCUAACAGUAGUAUAGCUUUUUAAAUCUGGGUUUGGUGCAAUUUUUUAUCUAAUGUGCUGUCAGAAUGAUGUAGAUUUCCACUGAUGCCUUUAAAGUGAGAGAACUGGUAAUCAAAUAUAUUUUUGAGGGUAGUAAGAACUCAAAAGAUUUAUUUUGACGUAUCUCAUACAACUUAAAAUGGACCAGAAAUAAUCUGUGUUAAAAACACUGAUGGGAAUAUUGCUAGUGUUUUCAUAUUUUAUUAAUUCACUUUUGUGUUAAUGUGGUAAAUUUGGGAAUUUGAGUUACUCUUCUACAUGGAAGGAAAUAUAAAAUUUAGUCUAAGUAUGAAUAUAUACACUAAAUGCCCAUUAAGAGCACAGACUCCUUUUGGUAUCUGAAGAACCAGGAUUUGGGGAAGGUGGGGAAUUAAGACUUGUUUUGCCUUAUCUCAAAUUUGAUGUGUAAAAAACCAAAACAAACAUACAAACAAAACAAAACAAAAAACCCAACAACAACAAAAAACCAACCAAAAAAGACCCCACCCCAAAAAAAACAACACAAGAAAAUUAUCAAUACUUUGUUAUUCAAGACCUUGAACAAAAUCAGACUUUAUAUAUUAUUUUGGUGUUCUAUUUGGUUUAAUUUGUAUUUAGAUAUGUUAGCUUGAUGGUCUUCUGGGGUUUUUUUUGCAUGGUUUUAUUGGGGGUUUAUAAUCUUUUUCUGUACUGUGCAAGCUUCAGGUGAAUGUGUGAAGUUUGGUUUAAGUAUGUUAUGAAUUUGGAACAAUAUUUGUAAAAUUUAUAAGACCAUCUGUCUAAACUGUUUGGCAAUGGAAGAUCUUUGUUUUAUGGGAGAUGCCAUAAACAAAAUGGAAUGAUGAUUUAAACAGUGAAAGACACCAAAGUGGUCUCAUAGAUGGUGAAUUGUUUCCAGAUGAUGAGUUAAGGUAGGUGAGUAGCUCUCUGGGAGAGGAGAUCGUAGGUCUGAUCAGAAGAGCUGGCACAGCUCUGAAUUUGAGUAAUAUCCGUUCACUUGAGAAGAAGGUUUUUUGAAAUAAUAGCUUUAGUAACUCUGACACUGAUGCACUCUGUUUCUUGUUCCUUGUGGCUGGCUACAUGUAGCACUAGAGGUGAGUCCCCUGUACAGCAUCAGAGGCUGUUGCUAAAAGGGGCUUAGCAUAAUGAAGAAACAGAUCUAGCAGAAGACUUGUUGAUGAUUUAUUUUUCAACGAGCUCACUACGGUGUAGUGUGAGAUUUGAUGCCAAGAAAAUAGAAGGCAGUUAUCCAUGCUUAGGUUCACUUAUAGUUGUCACACAACCCUGAGCCUUAUCUGUGAAGCAUUCUGUGGCUACAUUUCAUCUUGAACAGCUUGUGAAACAUGGAAGAAUGAGCAGCAAACUCACAGACCAUAUCUGUCCCCCAAAAUGUUUUGAAAAUAAAAAUGCAUGCUGUUAUUGCCUAUGUCUGUAGGAGCUUAUUAUUUCACAUAAAAAUCUGCAGUCUUAAAUGUUUCUAAACAUUUGAAAUGCAUAUGCUUCAGGUAGAACAGUUACCAGGAGGAUUCUCAGCCCUCAAGAGUGUGUAGGCUUUUAAUUUGCAUGUAGUGGUUUAAAUUGGUUUUACCUUUUUUGUCUAAUAUUUUGUGAACAGAAAUGAAAAAUAAAUUAACAUAGCUUAUAUUGCCCUUAAUUUCUUAAGCAAAUUAAUGUUUGAUUCUACAAGGUGUACUGCUUUGCUAAGCUCAGCUGAAGAAAUAAGUUGCUCGGCAUCUUUCCAGGAAUGUAUUCAAUCCCUUCAUUGUGAGGCGUGUAUCUAUUCCAGUGCUUGCAGACAAGUGCCAGCUCAAUGUGGCCAGACAAAGGCUAAUUCUGGUUUUGAAACUCAGAGCUAUGUUAAUAUAGCUCUGUUUUCAAGCUAGUAACACCUGCUAGGGAGAAUGUACAUAGUUAUACCGCAAAGGUAGGUUCUGGACAGGAGCUGGCACACACGUCUGGUGAGCUGAGAGUAUAAAGUUAGAUGCACAUACACUGGAGCACACGCAGUUGGUAUACCAUAGGUAGACCUAACCUUACAGAAAACCAAAGUGAUUUAGUUGAUAAUAAAUGGAAUAAAGCUGAAGCCUAUUAACUUUUCACACAGUUUCACAUGAAUAUAGCUAAAACUUCACAUUUGCACCUCUGAUUUGAAAUUUAAAACUUAAAAGGUUUUAGUAGCAUUAUAUUUAGGUCUACUCUUUGGAAUUUUUAUCAGAUUAUGGCUUUAACAUAAAAAUGUGAACCUUGGUGAGAUGCACUUCAGCAGUCAAGUAUUCUGCCACUGCUUUUAAUAUGAAAACCCAGGUAAUCUUCAGCUUCUCAAGAUGAGACUAAUAAUUAUUACUGAAUCUGUUCAUACUGAAAAGUCAUAAUUCUCAUCACUAAACCUCAACUACAUGAAUGUUAAAACAUUUUUAUAGAUCUGUAUGUUACACAUCUCUAAAUCAUGGCUGUUGGAAUAUAUCUGAAGUUAUGAAGUAAGUCAUAUGUACAGAAACAUUUAUUUUGAAAUGCAUUUUAAUAACUUCGUUAAAAACACGAUACCGUACAUUUACCCAGGAAAGUAAUACCAAAAAGAAAGUAUUGAUGUCUUUCUUCCCAGAACACAGUUACAUAGCCUUAAGAAGGAACUGAGCAAAGUUUAACAGUGGUGCUCUCCUCUCUGUUCUGGUUUGCUUUUGCUGCAAUGUAUCUGUGACUUUCAUAUGGAAUAGUACUAAAGACUGUAGUUUUGAUAUCUGUGAUAACUCAUCUUCAUAUUGCACGUGUGCCUCAUGGAAAUAUUUUUCAAAUAGCUAUUUUGUAAAUCUGAGCUGGCCUUUACACCUUUUAUCUAAUAGAAGAAUGAGUGGAUAAAAGAAAUCUUUGCAUCAGUGAAGUCAGUAGCAAAAAUCCUAUUGACAUCACUGGAACCAAGACUUAAGCUUUGAUAUGCUAGUCAUUUUCCACAGCCCUAAGAAUAAUAUUGUUUCUUGUAAAUUUAGUUGAAAAAAGUACUCUGCAAUAAGCAUCUUUUGAAAUAAAUUAUGUGAUGUCAGUUGGAAUUCAUGCAACUUCAUGAAGUGCUUUUAAAAUUGUGUAUAAACUAGGCAGAUACUUUAGCAUUUGGGCUGUGCUAUUACCAGUCUAUAUUGUUUAACAUGUUUAAAGUGCUCUGAAUAUUCAGUGCUUGGGUUUAACCUAAAGUUGUGUAAGAUGCGUAAGUAGACUUCAAUACCACUGUUUCUGUGGCAGUUUUGUACAGUAUCUGCCGCAUAAUGAAAUGAGCAAAGUAAAAUUGUUCUAAAACACUUAUUCUUAAGUUAUUUGUUGAAAGUUUUAUAUUUUACUUGAUUUUUUCAAGUUACUGGUAUAAAAUUACUUUCUUUAUAAACCUGAAAUAAACCUAAGUUGAAAGUUCAGUGCUUUGGAAUUGUUCGCAAGCUUUUUUUUGAUAUUCCAAAGUUGGAAGACUGAAAUAUCACAGAGGAACAAUAAAGAUUUAAAUGGAAGUUUGGGGAGUCCUUUUCCUCAAAUUUUGAAAUAUGAGGUGUGAUUUCCUGGAUUUGAAGUGAUUUUAAAUGAAUGCUGUAAGGGGAAUGAAGCAAGUAAAGACUCCCCAGGAAAUGGAGAGUAAGGAUUACCCGCUUGCUACCUUCUUGGGAUUCAGAAGUACAGGAGAGAUAAUUUUCUGAAUAGAAAUGUACAUUUUGGUUAUCUGAAAAAUCCUUUACUAUGUCAGCCUAAAUGCUACUUGGCAAUAAAAUGUA
This is a messenger RNA of Gymnogyps californianus (California condor), 7366 nucleotides long. RefSeq names its product nuclear transcription factor, X-box binding 1 (gene NFX1). Gene Ontology annotation, molecular function: DNA-binding transcription factor activity, RNA polymerase II-specific; zinc ion binding; RNA polymerase II transcription regulatory region sequence-specific DNA binding. The transcript is spliced from 24 exons. Gene Ontology annotation, biological process: negative regulation of transcription by RNA polymerase II. Lineage: Eukaryota; Metazoa; Chordata; Aves; Accipitriformes; Cathartidae. The record is from RefSeq and is a predicted model, not a curated record. Gene Ontology annotation, cellular component: nucleus. The coding region runs from base 1 to 3411 and encodes 1136 amino acids.